AAGUCUUUAUAUGUUCAGAGAAAAAUCGGCAUCAGCCCUCAAUUUUCUCCCAAACCCUUCACUCUCGACGAAACUGCGAAACCCUAAUUUUCUCCUCUCUCUCUCUCUUACUCCCUCUUUCGACUGCUCCUUCAGUGUUUCUGUUAAAUUUCUCUUUGAACAUGGCCGCUCCUUUGGAUAUGAGUCUCGAUGAUAUCAUAAAGAACAACAAAAAAUCCAGAUCCGGAAUUUCUAGAGGUCGCGGUAGAGGGUCCGGACCGGGUCCCGUCCGUCGAGUCCCCAAUCGCGCCGCUAAUCGCACACCUUAUUCCGCUCCCAAGGCGCCGGAGACGACCUGGCAGCAUGAUAUGUUUGUCGAUCAGGGCGCGGGUUUCCCCGUGCAAGCUGGACGUGCCUCUAGCAUUCAGACUGGAACUAAGCUCUACAUAUCUAAUUUAGAUUAUGGUGUCUCUAACGAAGAUAUUAAGGAACUUUUUUCUGAGGUCGGAGAUAUGAAACGCUACGGUAUCCAUUAUGACAAAAGUGGCAGAUCCAAGGGAACGGCGGAAGUAGUUUUCUCACGACGAGGAGAUGCUGCUGCGGCUGUCAAGAAGUACAACAACGUGCAGCUAGAUGGAAAACCGAUGAAGAUAGAGAUCGUUGGAACUAAUAUUGCCACUCAUGCUGUUGGUCCUCCCGCUGCUGUGAACCCUUUCGAAAAUUUCAAUGGGGUUCCUAGAAGGCAACAAGGUAGGGGUGGUCUGCCAUCACGUCAACGUGGUGGUCGUGGUUCUGGAAGGGGGCGUGGGCGGGGAAGAGGCCCAAGUGAAAAAGUAUCUGCCGAAGAUCUUGAUGCCGACUUGGAAAAGUAUCAUGCUGAGUCGAUGCAGAUAAAUUAGUGGAUUCAUACAUUAUUUGGUUCUGUCACCUUCAGUUGUUCUCUGUAUCACCACCAUUGUCUAGACUUCGCAGAAAAGGGCUAUGGUUAUCCUUAGAGUUGGUUUGAAUUUCUUACAGCUUUUGGGCUUUCUUUUAUUUAGAUUUUAUAUGACUUCAGCAUGGUAAUGUAAUUGACGAACAGUAGUCAGUGUGUACUCUGCUUUCAUUCAUUAAGUCCUUUCUGUUUCAUUUAAUGAGUUGGGAAUCAAAGUGGAUCUAUUUCUUCCCACCCUUUGCCCGAUCACAUCUGCGAGGAUGAUGUUGGUUUGAUAAAAUACCACUCCCAGAUUUCACAACAAAUGAGUUGCAGUUCCUUAUUGAGGGAACUUCAACUCCACAAAACUAAUAUGUAGGCAUGAAGUAUUGAACUUGUCAAGUGUUGGGUAAUGCACUAAAAGAUGAACACACUUCAUAGCAUGCUAUGGGAUCCUACUCUGAGUCGAAUUAUUCUAAGAAACUACCAAGAUGAUUUUGUUGCCUUUUUGGACUACGGAAUCUUCAUCUCUGCCUGCAUUUUAUCGUAAAAAGACCUGCUUAACAGGUGAUAUCUUUAUCAUAAGUAAUUGUUGGUCGAACUCCUGCAACGUGGUGGUAUACUACUGCUGUGCUCAUGGUGAAAAUCCGCAGAGCCGUGAAUACAUGAGAGCAGGAGGCAUAUUUGAGGUACCAUACCAUCACUGUUGAGGACAGCUCCAAGUUCUUUUCUUUUUCUUCUUUCUUGAAUUUCUGCCUAGUGCUAGCAUAUGAUCUUCUCUCCUAAGAUGAUUGAUUGAUGGCAUUAUGAGAUUUUGGCGGAUGAUCAAUGAGCGCGGUAGAAACUUCAUCUCUUGGCAUCAUUUAAAUACCCCAUAUUUUCAUUUUUUUUAAGUUAAAACCAACUUACCCUGUGGAAUUGUGUUGCGGUGUGUUAUUUAUUGAUGAUACUGGUACCUGAGUGUGGAUUUUUUUAACAUCACUGCAUUUAGAACCCAAAAGUGGCCGGCUGUGAAGUUUGGAUUUCAGCUUCUUCAUCUAUUGAUUGACAGGAAGUGUCUUACCUCAAGCUUGUGCCUGCAUUGGUGAUGCCUUAGUAUUGUUAAUAUUGAAUGUAUCUGGAUCUAAGUAAGUUUUGUAAUUUGUUAGUUGGUUCACAAUUUGUAGUGUGUGAUUUAUGGAUAUGUUAGAGGUAUGUUAAGUGGUGUUGUGGCAUUAAUUUCCUCCAUUUUGGUAGCUGGUUAUAAUAAAGUCAUUUG
Molecule: messenger RNA, 2150 nt
Organism: Cucurbita pepo subsp. pepo (vegetable marrow)
Lineage: Eukaryota; Viridiplantae; Streptophyta; Magnoliopsida; Cucurbitales; Cucurbitaceae
Product: THO complex subunit 4A
Biological process (GO): mRNA export from nucleus
Cellular component (GO): nucleus
Molecular function (GO): mRNA binding
Source: RefSeq, a predicted model, not a curated record